AUGCAUUUAAAUGGCAGAAGCUCGCCUGAAAGCAAAUCAGAAGCUCUGGCGUUUGACUUGCUGUGUUCUUACACUGUGAAAAUGACAUUCAAGUUGUCAAUAUUGUUUUCGUUUCUUGCCCCGUUGGUCGUAUCUGUCGAGUCAUUCUCUUCGAUAUCAGAGAAGAAGAGCUCUGUCAGUAAAUAUUCAGUGGAGUUCUCUGAAGGCGGGAAAACAUUUAAAGAAGAGAUUGCAAUCGACAUUACAAAGAGAACAGAGACUUUCCAUGUACCAAAGACAUCACCUAAUAAAUCAGCAGGAGAUAUAAUCUACGAUUUCAAAAAGCAAGUGACAAUGAUUCAUCUGCCAGCAGAAAAGGCUUGCUAUGUGGCGAAUUCAGUCGAUAAAACUCCCACACCCGCUGUUUUAAAGGAAGCUUUAGAGACGCAUACUUUCGGAACAGGUGAAGACGUACCAACCACCUCAACUGAAAUACAAAUGAAGGUUGUGGAACUGCUUGACGAUCGUUCAGUGCUGAGUAUUGAAAUGGAGGAUCUGUGUGCAAAUCUGCCAAUUUAUGUGGUCGUAAGAAGAGCUAUGAAACCAAAUGACAAGGAAGUUGAUGUGGAGUCUGAUGAGGAUGUUGAUGAAGUCAUUGAUGAGGAAGCCAGGGAUUUCCCUGAAAUAACCGAUCUAUAUGACAUUCCUAACGCAC
Messenger RNA from Pocillopora verrucosa, 694 nucleotides. RefSeq lists its product as uncharacterized. Gene Ontology annotation, biological process: respiratory gaseous exchange by respiratory system. NCBI's taxonomy places the organism in Eukaryota, Metazoa, Cnidaria, Anthozoa, Scleractinia, Pocilloporidae. The record is from RefSeq and is a predicted model, not a curated record. Gene Ontology annotation, cellular component: extracellular region; alveolar lamellar body.